This is a messenger RNA of Peniophora sp. CBMAI 1063, 1554 nucleotides long. Lineage: Eukaryota; Fungi; Basidiomycota; Agaricomycetes; Russulales; Peniophoraceae. The record is from the annotation of a GenBank genome assembly.
AUGGUCGAGCUCUCCAGAUUACCAUCGGCGAUCAAGAGCGAUAAAGCGCCGAGCGCCGUCCAUCGUCUGCCUAUUGAGAUCCUCGAUGCAGUUGCGGCGCAGAUCGACGACCGGCACGAUAUAAUCUCCUUCGCGCUUGCGUGCAGGCUCUUCCGCGAUGUCGUCGUUCCGCGGCACACCAAGCACCGCCUCGUCGCCUCUUCUUACUCCGACACGGCAUACUGGACAACCAUCCUCUCUCGCCCCGAUCUAUCGUCCGCCACGCGCGUAGCGCAUGUCCGCGACGCCCCGCGCCGAGGGACAUAUCCGACCAAAGCGGUCGAGCUGCAACAGGUCGCGGCGGCCCUGAGGACGAUGCCGAGAUUGAAGGCGUUUGCGUGGACACCGCCGUUGUCGUUGAGAGGGGACGCCGAACGGCGGGCCGGGGCGGAUGUCUGGAAGGCGGUUGUUGAGCGUGGAGAGGUCAGGCAUUUGGCGGUCAUUCAGCCGUUGAACCCGCCGGGCCAGUUCCCGGUUUAUGUGGGAGCUAUUGAGCGGUAUCCGCUGUGGAGCCUUGGAGGAUUGACGAGUGUUUCGCUCGUCAACGUGAGCUUUUUGAGGCAUCAGGAGAGCGUGGCGCAGUUUGCGCGCGUACUAGAGAACUCGCCCGGUCUCGAGCGUCUGCAUGUUGUCCUGUAUGACUGGAACUUCUCGCUCUCCACUAUGCUCGGCAACGCGCGCUUCGAUCACCUCAAAGCGCUCACGCUCGAGCUGUAUGCCGAGCCGACGCGCAACUCGGAGGCUUUAGCCGCGCUCUUGGAACGGACGCCGAAGUUGGAAGCACUCGAGUGGGAGCAUAUACCGCUGUCGAGGCCGUUGAAGGAGGGGUCGUUGCCGAUGCUUCAAAGGCUCGCUGCAGCCGAUGCGCCCGCGCUUCUCUCUCCUUUCACCACCACCACCAGCGCCUCUACACCAUCAAUCAUCCCCGACACCGUUCCCGAACCUCGCGCUUUGACAGCUCUCGGCCGUGUCGAACUCCGCGCAGGUCUUCGAACGGGCCACUGGCUCCCUCCCCUGAUCGACGGAUCGGUGCUGCAGAGGCUCGAGCUGGGAUGGUUCGACGGCGUCACCGUGCUCGCGGAUGCGGUGCAGAUGUUGCCGGGGUUGAAGUGGCUGAGGGUGCCGAGCGCGGAUUAUGUGUUCGAGUGGAGGGGCGUUACGCGUGAGGCGAUCCAUAUGGGCGAGUGGUCGCAUGUUCUGCAGCGCGCGCCUCAGCUUGUCGUGUUCCAUGGCCCAUGUCUGUUCCACGAUCCGGAGCUACAUACCUCUGGAUACGAAGACGUUGAGGAACGCGCGAGGGAGAUUGCGGAGGGUAUGCCCAACCUGAGGAGGGUCGAACAUUGGAGUUUGUUGCCGAAUAGGGCCGUGCUUGUCGGAAAGGAUGGUGGCUGGAGGGAGGUGGAGGUUGGGGAGAGAGAGGAUUGGAUCGCUGAGGAGGAGGACUGGUUGAGACUUGGAGAAGAGGGAGGAGCGGACGAUGUUGAUGCGUUAUUUAGGUGGAGGACUGGAUUGUAG